Molecule: messenger RNA, 891 nt
Organism: Sus scrofa (pig)
Lineage: Eukaryota; Metazoa; Chordata; Mammalia; Artiodactyla; Suidae
Source: RefSeq, a predicted model, not a curated record
AUGUGUACCGGUCGCCAUGGAGACGCCUGGCGGAACCCAGCGCUCGGCGCCCAGAGCCACCCGGCUCAGCGGCCGCCGGCCUUGGGCUGCCCCAGGCACUGGGGGAAGCCCUGCAAGCGGAUGGACGACGGAGGGGCUGGGACAUCGGGGUGCGGCGAGGAGGGCGAGGACGAGGAGGAGGAGCGAGAGGGCAGCGCGGUGGGCUCGCAGGGGUCCAGACUGCCCCCCAUCGCGGGCUGCUCUGCGGAACUGAGUAAACGGAAGGUGAAGAAGAAAAGGAAGAAGAAAAAGACCAAGGGGUCGGGCAAGGGGGACGAUAAACAUCAGAGCCGAGGCGCGAAGAGCCAGCAGCUGUCUUCCUCCGGCCAUGACGUCCUGAGCCCCGGCAAAGGUCACGGCCCGGAGCCAGAGCUCACCCGUCCUUACCCCUCCACCCCAAGCCUCCCCCACCUUGCUGAGAUAGAAGAGACCCUUUCCAAGCAGGUCAACGAAAGUCUGCGGUGGGAUGGAGUCCUCGCCGACCCAGAGGCCGAAAACGAACGGAUUCGCGUGUACAAGCUGAACCGGAGGAAGCGCUACCGGAUGUGGGCCCUGAAGGGCUUCCACUCAGACCCGGGGGCUGAGGAGGCCCCGGAGAGCUCAGCCUACCCCUCGGAUCAGGAUGGUGGCGGUGGCGGCGGUGGCGGCGGUGGCCGGCAGCCCCACUGAAAGCGGAGCGCUCCAGUCUCGGCUUUGAAGGAAACCUUAUCCCGAAGCUCCUCCACUCGGAUUUAGCAACUACUCUGCCCGAGUGACAGCCCGCUCGGGACACGGAUGCGCUUAUCAUUUAUCCUACUGCAAGCUGAUGUGUUAAAAAAAAAAAAGAAUAAAAAUAAAAGGAAAUCAGACCUA